This is a messenger RNA of Carcharodon carcharias (great white shark), 648 nucleotides long. RefSeq names its product histone H3-like. Bases 1 to 648 code for a protein of 215 amino acids. Gene Ontology annotation, molecular function: DNA binding; structural constituent of chromatin; protein heterodimerization activity. The transcript is spliced from 2 exons. Lineage: Eukaryota; Metazoa; Chordata; Chondrichthyes; Lamniformes; Lamnidae. Gene Ontology annotation, cellular component: nucleosome. The record is from RefSeq and is a predicted model, not a curated record.
AUGGCCAGGACCAAGCAGACAGCGCGCAAGUCGACUGGAGGGAAAGCUCCCCGCAAGCAGCUGGCGACCAAAGCUGCCCGCAAGAGCGCACCAGCCACGGGCGGCGUGAAGAAGCCCCAUCGCUACAGGCCCGGCACUGUGGCUCUGCGGGAGAUCCGCCGCUACCAGAAAUCCACCGAGCUGCUGAUCCGCAAACUGCCCUUCCAGCGCCUGGUGCGGGAGAUCGCUCAGGACUUCAAGACCGACCUGCGCUUCCAGAGCUCGGCCGUCAUGGCCCUGCAGGAGGCCAGCGAGGCUUACCUGGUGGGGCUCUUUGAGGACACCAACCUAAGCAUCAUGUCUGGCAGAGGGAAAGGAGGCAAAGGACUGGGGAAAGGUGGAGCGAAGCGGCAUCGCAAAGUGCUUCGCGAUAACAUCCAGGGCAUCACCAAACCGGCCAUCCGCCGCCUGGCUCGCCGUGGCGGUGUCAAGCGCAUUUCGGGCCUGAUCUACGAGGAGACCCGCGGGGUGCUGAAGGUUUUCCUGGAGAAUGUGAUCAGGGAUGCUGUCACCUACACCGAGCACGCCAAACGGAAGACGGUCACCGCCAUGGAUGUGGUGUACGCUCUGAAACGCCAGGGCCGCACUCUCUAUGGAUUCGGCGGCUGA